GCGCCGCAGUGACGUCACACGGCAAUGGCGGCGCCCGCAAGCACGUGAGGCGGGCGGCGGCGUUAGCGGUGGUGGUCGGUGUCCGGCGCUCCUUCUCUGUUGCGGAGCUUCAGAGUGCGGUAAAAAUGAAGCCCCAAAAAGGACGGAGAUUUACGCCUUCCUUUAAAUUGAAACGGAAAGGCAUUGAAGUAACAGGGAAAUGGAAAACUGUGCAGAUCGACCCCAAUCUAUUUGCUGAUGAGGAGUUUAGAGAGCUAGUGUGCUUGGAGGAACUUACAGAAUACAAACUAGUAAGUUCUUCUGAAGUGGGGAAAGUAAGAGAGAAGAAGAGAAAGGUUGAGAGCGUUUCAGAAGAAGGCAGGGAGGAGGAAGCUGUCUUCCCUCCCAAAAAGAAAAAGAAAAAGAAAAACAAAGAUUUGAGAAGCAAACCUGAUAAAAGUGGUAAUCCUACUGCAUCGCAAGUUGAUGAGUCACUUGAUGAAGAGGCAAAGUGUAACAAAAUAAUCAAAGGGGCAAAUAGUGAAGACCCCGGACAUGUGGCUAAGAGUACUUCAAGCACAAAAGAUGCUCCAAAGAAAAAGAAGGUAGCUGAAAAUAAGACUUCUGAAUCUCAAGAAGUUCUGCCAUCGGUAACUACAUCUAAGAAAGUUAAAAACUGGACAACACAAGUUUUAUCUGCUUCAAAUGAUCAUAAAGCUGACGUGUCUGCGUGGAAAGACCUGUUUGUGCCUGAACCAGUGUUGCGGGCAUUGAGCUACCUGGGGUUUAGUGCUCCAACUCCUAUUCAAGCCUUGGCCUUGCCUUCUGCAAUCCGGGAUAAUAUGGAUGUUCUUGGUGCUGCAGAAACAGGAAGUGGUAAAACGCUUGCAUUUGCAAUUCCAAUGAUUCACUCUGUACUGCAGUGGCAAAAAUCAAAUAGCUCAACAACGAGAAAUGACAGUGUUUCUAAAGAGUCCCAUCAGCAUCAUGAUGGAAAAAGAUGGGAAAAUGAGGAUGAAGCAGAAAAACUAGCCCAUCAGCAGGCUGAAGAUAGUGGAGAUGAAGAUGAUGCAUCUUUCACAACAGGCUCUGCGAAGGUGCUGGAAAAUUUUGAGUUUGAUGCCAUUGCCAAUACGCAUAGUAUUGGCUCACAUAAAAAGAGACCUCUUCUAGGAUUGGUCCUUACUCCCACAAGAGAAUUAGCUGUGCAAGUAAAACACCACAUUGAUGCAGUUGCAAGGUUUACAGGCAUUAAGACUGCAAUUCUGGUUGGAGGCAUGGCUGCACAGAAACAAGAACGUGUACUGAAUCGAAAACCAGAAAUUGUAAUUGCAACUCCAGGCCGUCUGUGGGAGUUAGUUAAAGAGAGACACCCACAUCUUUCAAAUCUUCGGCAGCUCAGGUGUCUUGUGAUUGAUGAAGCAGACCGAAUGGUUGAGAAAGGUCACUUCCUAGAGCUGUCACAGUUGCUGGAAAUCCUAAAUGAUUCACAGUAUAACCCUCAACGACAGACUUUUGUUUUUUCUGCCACUUUGACUUUAGUUCAUCAGAUUCCCACAAGAGUUUUACAGAAAAAGAAUGCUAAAAAGAUGGACAAGAAGACUAAACUAGAAUUGUUAAUGGAAAGAGUAGGAAUAAAGGGCAAACCCAAAGUGAUAGACUUAACAAGGAAAGAGGCUACUGUUGAGACUCUGACAGAAACCAGGAUCCACUGUAAUACAAACGAGAAGGACUACUAUCUCUAUUACUUUCUUCUCCAGUAUCCAGGAAGAACCAUGGUCUUUGCAAACAGCAUAGACUGUGUAAAACGCCUCAGUUCUCUCCUCACAAUCUUAAAUUGCGAUCCUCUUCCUCUGCAUGCCAAUAUGCACCAAAAGCAAAGGCUGAAAAACCUAGAAAGAUUCGCUGAACGAGAGAGCUGUGUCCUCCUGACAACAGAUGUUGCAGCUCGUGGCCUCGAUAUUCCCAAAGUGCAGCAUGUCAUCCACUACCAGGUCCCUCGUACUUCGGAGUUGUACGUACAUAGAAGCGGCAGAACAGCCCGAGCUGCCAGUGAAGGCCUCAGCCUGUUGCUGAUUGGCCCUGAUGACUUGAUCAAUUUCAGGAAAAUUUAUAAAACUUUGGAGAAGAGUGAAGAGCUGCCAUUUUUCCCAAUUGAAACCAAGUGCAUGACUUCUAUCAAGGAGCGGGUGAAUUUGGCACGGCAGAUUGAGAAGGCAGAAUUUUUCAACAGUCGGGCAAAGCAUCAUGACUCCUGGCUCCAGCAAGCUGCAGAGGCUCUUGAGAUCGAUAUUGAUGAUGACAUGUUUAUGGGGAAAAAAGCUAGUGAGCAAGAAGAAAGCCAGAAGCAAAAGAUGCUGAAGGGGAUGAAGAAACAACUAAAACAUAUGUUGUCCCAGCCACUGUUUAAAGUUCUUAUGAAAACCAAGUACCCAACACAGUCUGGAAAACUACUUCUGCCUCAGACAUUGAUGUCUAUUUCGGAAUCUGCUCUGGGUGCUGUGUCCAAACAACAAGCUAAGAAGAAGAAAUCAAUAAAAUUAAAUUAGAUAACUGAGCAAGAUCACUCAGUGCAAUGGAAGCAAGGACAAGGAUUGUCAGUGCUUAUGGAGGAACUUGGCUAGAAGACACGUAGUAUCAGCGGAUGUUGUCUGUGUUUUGCUUGUGCAGGCACAGAGUAAAAUGUUGAUUUAAAGGGCUCUGUGAUCACGCAGUUAGUUGCUCUUGAAUCUUGUCUUGGAUCUUGUUUCCUUACAUUCUUACUCAUUUUCUCUUACUCUGUGUAUUAAUAGAAGCUAAAUAGUUUUUAGGUAGUUUUGUUUAUUUUUUUUUGUGAGAUGGGUAGAAGUUACUAGGUAAAAUUUACUGUAGGCAUACUCUACUGAUAAAACGUGAUUUGAAUUUUAAUGUCCUUAAAGGAAAGGGGAAGGUAGUCUGUAUAAAUCUUGAGUACAGUCUGACCUGGUGGUAAUGUCAGGUUUGGCUUUUACUGCAGCCAAUUUAAUGAGAAAGGUAGUAAACAUAAGUAGUGUUACCAGCAGAUCCACAAUUCUGGUUAUGAGAACCUCUCCCAGUUUUCUUUCUCCUCUGAUAAUAUUUCUUUUCUCCAGUGGAUCUAAUUCUCUUAGUCCUAUGUUAAUAUGUUUUAGAAUGUGCGAAAAAAAAAGUCAAGGUGGCAAUGGGCCAGGACUGACCUUCAGAUGUGUAGAUUUUUGAGUAGCAAGUAUUGCUACUCAGUGUUUUAUUAAUAUUUGAAGUUUAUAUUUGAAAACAUGUUAGAACCAUGAUCUUUGCUUUAUUGGAAUAGAUUGUUUUUAAAUGUCACUUUUGAAGAGCGCUUCUUGAUAAUUACGGUCUUAAAUAAUUGUAACUUGACCUGGACAAAUAAUUUUUAAAACUAUUUUUAAAAAUAUGUCAGGAAAUAUAUUUUGAAUUUUUGUUAAAUUGUAUCUUUUAUAAAACCUAAAGCCCGUGUCUGUUUUCAAUUCCUUGAGAUUUUUAAAUUCCUCAUCGCAGAUGCCCUUUGCACUUAGCAUGAAAGGAGAAGGGAAAAGCACCCAAAAGGUAAGACAUAGCAGUGGCAUAUGGGUGGGAACACAGGGAGCCCUCAUCUGCCAUCUCUAGAUCUGGUUGAGGUUUUGUGUUUCAGACAGUAUAGAACCAGUGUCACUGCUGUGAUGGCAGGCAUCGGUUCACUCAGCCAGUCAAAGAGAAAUUUGUCAGUGGAGUUAAGUCAUCUCUGGAAGGCUUUUCUCUUGCUUCCUUGCAUUACUGAAGAAGAGCUGUAAACAUUUAAUCAUAAGCAUACAGAGCUUGUCAAUUAUGUAUGAAGCUUUCCUCGUAACACAAUGUUUGUCUCGUGCCCUUUGGAAUAGAGGGAGGGAAGUUUUGGGCGAGGAUAUGAUGGUAAGGUGCUGCUUCCAUGUGAGAAGAUGACAUCUUUGGAGUUAAUGUGACAUCUGAAAAAUAAAACCAAGAAUUUAAGGAAAGAUGUGUGUAAGGAAAGCUGAAAAAAAGGAACUGAGUAAAGGCAAGCAUGCCCUCAUUCCUUUUCUGUGUCAUUAUAAUCACAUUCUUACAUUACGGAAAGAAACUUGCCUUGAUUGUGCAUCCCUGAAGGGAUUGAAGACCAGGUGGGCCAUUUCUGCAUCUUCUGAUUUAUUUCUGUUCACAGUUCAUUGGCAAAAUCAAGGCUGGAUCUUGUUACUAGGGCUCUGCCUCUCCUCCCUUGUCUGAAAAUUUCAUGAGGUAGAACAGUUUUGGCAAUUUCUUAAUUCCACGUGAUCGUGAGAACUGAAUUGGGGGACUGAUUAUUGUUUUUUUUCUCUCUGUCAUUGCUGUGAAGAUUUUCAGCUACUUCUGUUUCCCUGUGUUUAAUGACUUAGUUCUCACACUGCUACCCUACUGUGUUGCCAAGUCUCCAAGAUGGAGCAUGACACAUCGUCUCCUCCUCACCUUCUUCAUGUUCACUUGUGGCAUGCUCUGCUGCUGGUUUUCUCCUGCAGCCUCUGAUGCACUCAGCAUGAGCUCUCAAUGCUUAAUCUGCUGAAGCUGCACCCCCACAGGAGCUCAAGCUGAGCCUGGACCCUAAAAAUAUCUCAAUGUCUUGAAGAAUGUUUGUCUAGCGCACUGAAAAGCUGUCUUAUGGUUUCCUGCUUUGCCUUGUCCUUAUCUUAUGAGGAUAGCCUGAAUCCUCUACCUGGAGCAAAAAAGUUAUACUUGCUUUAGCUAAUUUAAACAAAUUAUUAAACAGUAACUGGAAAAUACUACCACUUAACUGUGCUUCCUUAAUGUGAAAUAGGUUACUGCAGAGAGUAAGGCAAAGGAUUUUGUUUUCUCCAGCUCUGAUUAUUUGUUUGUAUACUACUGGUACAAAAUAGUCUUGAAGAGUUUUACGUCAAGUGAAUAUGGGCAAUUGAGUUUUAAUAUUUAAUGAAAUAUGUAGUACCAAAUGGUUUCUCUAAUGCUCUGCUGGCACAGCAGUUACACUAAGGCCUCAAACAAGUAAUCUUUUAUUUUGUGACAGGGUAUGUCUGCUAUAAUAUUAAUUAAAGGACUAAUUAAGUCUAUUUUGGCUGUAAUAGCAACUUCCCAGUAGACUAAUAAAAGUGCGAGUUCAGCAGUGUUGAUAGGGGCCAGGCUGAUACAAAGCAACUAGAACUAUGUAACAGAAAAUUGAGACCCUAAUAGCUUCUAAGCCUUUGUUUUUGUUUUGUGAGUGCAUGGGGCCAGUUGACCUCAUUCUUGCUACAGUUCCUGAACUGCCAUACGCCUGUCAAGACAAGGAAGAGUCCCUGUAGUUUAAGACAUCUGCUGAGGACAUGGUUUGGACAGGAUCUCACAUAUUGGACAGCAAAGUUUCCUGAUAUUCCUGUAGCCUUUUCAUUCGCCCUCCUCCCUUGUAUGUUAAUAAAAUAACAAGUUAGCAAAGCCAAAGCUGGAGCAGUGCCUUGCCAUAUGCCAGUAGCCCAGGCAUGCAGCUGGCCAUGUGGCAUAGAGGUGGUAAUUAGCACCUAACUGAGUAAGGGCCAGGUACCACAGGCUUACUGCAAUCAAGUCUGUGUAUCCAGAUCCAUAAGAGGGAAAGAAAGAAGGAAUAGAAUAUUUUCUCAUGAUCUUGCCUCAUACUGCCUGAUCCCAAGUGAAAAAAAUCUGAUAAGAAACACUGCUUUGCCCUGUGCUAGCAGGGUGCAUUUUGGGUGCCUGGGUGAUUCCAUGUUGUUUCAUGAAUGGCUUGGUGAAGGAAGAGCUGGGAAGACCAUGAGUUGAGUGACUAAUAUGUAGCAACCAACAAUAUGUACAUAAUAUCCAAUAGUCUUUGCGGAAAAGUAGGAUAUUGUCAGAGGUCAUAGGACUGGGGAGAAGAGAGGCACCACAUGGGCCACAAUUAUUGCGGGAUAACCAAAGCCAGCCAUUCUGGUGCCAUCUCAAACCUUUCUGUCUUGCAACUGAGCCUGCUGUGGUUGUUACUCCAUAAGAAUGGCAGAUACACCAAGCAAGACACCAUCCAUGAUUCAGUCUCUGAUUGUCCACUUGGUCAAGCAGCAGGUGACUUCCUGGUCCAGGUUGCUCUAGAAAAAAAACCAAAAAUUACAUGGUUCUGGGACUUCCUUCAGCCUUUGUAGACUGGAAUGGUCUCAGUUUCAAUCUCCAAGAUAGGACUGACUGAGUUCCUUGAGGUUGAUUGUGUUUCAUCUGAUGUUCUUUGGGCAGUUUUUUAACAUGAAAGUGGUGAAUCCAGUAAUUUUCUGCAACCUUUCCAGUAAAGUAAGAAGUUAAUAACACAGUAUAGGGUCCAACUUUGUUUUGAAGGAGUGGACUUUUAUCAUUACUGCAUCUCCAGACUAGAUGUCAUGUACUUGCAUUCCUGCUGGUACUGGUGAAGCUGUCUGAUUUGUGCCCUAUUUUCUUGUAGAUAUUUUUGUAACCCAAAUAAAAAUUUGGUAACUCAUUCAUCUCAAUCUAAGAGGCUGGUCCUAGUGGACAUAGAGGUCUCAGGUACAGCUAAGUGCCUGCCAAACACUACUUCUGCUGGUGACAACCCUAAAGGUCGGUGAGGGGUAUUUCUUGUAUCCCAUAGUACUAUUCUUAAAAUUUCAGGCCAUUUCAAACCUACCUGACUACAAGUUCAACCAAUUUAUUAUUAAGAUUCAAAACAAUUUAUCUUUUAAAUAUAAUAUUAUGUACAUUUAAAAUCAUUCAUUCAUAGUGAUGUACUCUGUGGGGAAAAUGCUUCUGUAGUGUGCUACUUAAGAAUCAGUUCUACUUUAUGCAGGACAUGCAUGGGGUUUGGGUGACCGAGAACUAAUGGUUGCUUAUUUUCUGUGGUAGUCGCUGUUGCUGCUAUUGCUCUGGCGCUGCAAUUAUUUCCUGCAGCUACAGGAUCCGCGUGAGCAACAAGCCACAGGGCGGCAGUGCGGACCUAGAUUUUGAGUAAAGACUCUGCUGGCUACUCCUUUGUUCUCAUGCACAAAUAGCUCCAAGAGUUUGGAGUAAUCUGGCGAUCCCAGUGCAGGAGCAGAAACUAAACUCCUUUUAUAGCUUGGAAACCCUUCUUUCUCUGGACCCCACCGUACAGACUCCCCUUCCUCUGCCUUGGUAGCUUCUGUCAAUGGCUUACUUAUCUCCCUUAGCUCUGUUAUCCAGGGUCUGCAGUCCCUGCUGCUCCUAAAAAUCCUCACAGUGGUUUCCUUGUUACUGGUUGAGGUAUUUCUACAGUAGCCUGGACCCGUUCUGGGUCUACAAAUCUUUGUCCUUUUAAUAUAAAUCCUUAACACUUUACCUCCUGCUGACACAGCUGAAGCUUAGAAAUAAAACCACAGUGACCUCUUUCUGCUAAAGCAGUACAUGGACAAAAUCCUUUCAAGCAAUCUUCAUAUGACUUACUGGCAAGCAACAAGACAUCUACAUAUUGUAAAUGUAGAGAACUUACAGGUAAUGUAGUGUAAUGUCUUUUAAGUCUUCUUUAAGCAAAGGGGAGAAUAUCAUAGGAAACUCAGUGAACCUGUGGUGCCUCCAGAGAGGGAUCCUUACCCCAGAUCACACCUCUCAAUUACACUCGUGCCACUCAGCAUUUGAUUCCCAAGUCCAAUCAAGUCUCUUAAUUUCUUGUUGGCUUUCACUGUCACUGGGCUGGCCACCUUCUGAAGUUACCUCAUUCUCUUGGAAUUGCUUCCUUGAUCCUUGUCUUAUUCCUCUUGCAUCUGCCAGAUUCAGCUGCUUCUGUAUUAGCAGCAUUAGUUUUAUCAACUACCUUCAAGAUUUACCUUCCGUCAGCUCUCGCAGCCUAAGGCUUCCACUACUUUAGCUGGGAGUGCCAAGCUUCUAGUGCUAAAUGAGACUAUUCAGACAGAAUAAACAAUAACGUUUCUUCUAUAGUACAAUAGUAUAAUCCUAUUAUAUUUCUGUAUCAGUACUGGUAAUAACAGUGCUGUGAUGUGCAAGAUAUAAGGUGCAGUAAUUUCAGACUUUUUUUUAUAGUGUUACUAAUAAGCUGGCUCAAGUGAGGUCAUUUCUGGAGAAAAGAAGGCUCGGAGGAGCUCUUAUAGUGUCCUUCCAGUACCGGAAGGGGCUACAAGAAAGCUGGGGAGGGGCUAUUCAUAAAGGCUUGCGGUGACAGGACAAGCAGGAAUGGGUAUAAACUGGAGAGGGCAUUAGGAAGAAUUAGACUGGGCAUUAGGAAGAAUUUCUUCACCAUGAGAGUGGUGAGACAUUGGCACAAGUUGCCCAGAGAAGCUGUGGAUGCCCCAUUGUUGGAGGUAUUCAAGGCCAGGUUGGAUGGGGCCUUGGGCAGCCUGAUCUAGUGGGAUGUCCCUGCCUGUGGCAGGGGUGUUGGAACUAGGUGAUCUUUAAGGUCCCUUCCAACCCUACCUAUUCUAUGAUUUCCACCCUCUCAGUACUGAGAUGACCUCACAAUGUGGUUUUCUUGUCAAAGUAAAAUGUUUUGAGAAUUAAAUUUGCUGAAAUAUUUCUUACUGGUUUUCUUCUUUGUUUUCCUAAAUUCUCAAAAUCUCCUAAGCUCCAACAGGGAGAAAAAGUUUAUUCUUGCAUAUAAAUAUGUGUGUAUAAAUAUGAUUGGAAAGUGCGUCCCUUUCAUCAUAGAAGUUUUCAAAAGCCUGUUUUCUAGUGUAUUAUCCAAUUACACGUGUGUCCAACUACAUAGAUUUAUAUAAGAACAAAGUACUGUCA
Cuculus canorus (common cuckoo) is the source of this 8667-nucleotide messenger RNA. It is a transcript of the gene DDX24, whose product is annotated as DEAD-box helicase 24. The record is from RefSeq and is a predicted model, not a curated record. Gene Ontology annotation, molecular function: nucleic acid binding; ATP binding; RNA helicase activity. Gene Ontology annotation, cellular component: nucleolus. The transcript is spliced from 9 exons. Lineage: Eukaryota; Metazoa; Chordata; Aves; Cuculiformes; Cuculidae. Bases 126 to 2528 code for a protein of 800 amino acids.